CUUUCUCCAUCCCAGAAAUCAGCAGAUCUCGCGCGCGUCCGCGACAAUCAACGCCGAAGCCGUGCUCGUCGCAAAGAAUACCUCCAAGAACUCGAAACCAAAUAUUGGACGUGCGAACAAGUCGGCGUGGGAGCUUCUGCGGAAAUUCAAGCUGCUGCGAGACUAGUCGUGAAUGAGAAUAAACGCCUUCGAGCAUUGUUGAUGAAAUAUGGG
Messenger RNA from Sphaerulina musiva SO2202, 213 nucleotides. RefSeq lists its product as uncharacterized. The annotation marks the transcript as partial. The transcript has a single exon. Gene Ontology annotation, molecular function: DNA-binding transcription factor activity. The record is from RefSeq and is a predicted model, not a curated record. Gene Ontology annotation, biological process: regulation of DNA-templated transcription. Lineage: Eukaryota; Fungi; Ascomycota; Dothideomycetes; Mycosphaerellales; Mycosphaerellaceae.